GGCACACACAAGCAUACACACGUGCACAGGAGCAUACACACGCGCAUGCUCAUUUACACUAUACAUGCAUGUCUCUACAGAGUACAGUAUAAUGAAUAAGAUGUAUGCCUAUCCUCAGUUCACACACAAAACAUAUAUACAGGAAUACUUACGUAUAUCCAUGUACUGUUUUCAAAAUAUUUGGGUUUUAUUGGGCAUUUGAGUUUGACAUUUGAGGUUUGCAAUUGAUAUCUGAUGCAAAGGCAAUUUUUGCUGGAAGGGAAUAGAUAGAUUAGAGAAAUUUGUCAUAUUUAUGCAAAGUUGUUAAAGUUCUAAACAAGAUUCAUUCUGCUACCUUUACAGAAAAAAAUAAAAAAAGAGAGAAAAGAAUAUCGAUUACAAAAGUGCCAGAUUGAAUAAUAGAAAAAAGGAGAGCAAGAGGAGGUUAGACAGGUAAAAAGCACCAUAGAUGGAGGAUAUCAGAGAUUUUGCGGUGCUGCCAUCAUGCCAAAGUCGUCAGUCUUUGUGAGAUUGAACUGGCCAUCAAAGAACAGUGAGACGUCUCAAGAUGAAGUCGAAUUGUCUCCGUGUCAAGAUGUUUCCAAGACCCAUCCUCUGCAUGCUGAAAGAGAGGCAGUGGAAGUGUGUCAGAAGGGAGAGAAGCCAGUACAGUCAAAUAGUCCUUUAAAAUGUGAACAUAUUGCAAGCGAAGACUGUAAACAAAUAGGUCAGGGAAUUAAGCUCAAGGGACUGUCAUCUGAGAAGGAAAAAUUGGUUAAGCAUCCAGGCAGUGGUUCCAUAAAAGUCCCUUCAAAAUGUAAUACAGAGCAUAAUGAGGCUCCCUCCAGUAGUAAAGUGGGCACACCCAUGCUUGAUACAAGUCAUAGUCUAGACUCCCCACUUUGGUCUGGAGCAAAAAAAGGGGAACUUAGUGAAUAUAAAGGUGCUGAAACUCCUUCUGGGUUGCAGACUAAGACAUCUGGAGGCUCUGUUAAGGAAGGAAAUGGGAAUGGUAAAACACACAAGCCUAAAACCAAGCCAAAACCCAGGAGUUUGGGGAAAGGGCGGAAAAUUACUCGAUCUUUAAGCGCUUCUUGUGUCAGUGUCAGCACCAACACUGAUCCCAAGGAUUUCUUAGAGUUAGCAAGUGUUGCAAGUGCCACACUUCCAUCAAGAAGACGUUUCAAAGAGCCCACUGAAGCACCUCCUGGAGAAUCAGAAAAAGUAUCACAGGACACUACUUCAACUCUGGAAACCGCCACAAAGGAUGAAAACUCUCAGAGUAAAGAGACAAUUCAAGGUAAUGUGGAAGACUUGUCUAAGGAACCAAAUAAGAAACAAAGUCCUGAGCUUCAAAACCAAAAACCAAACACAGAUGUCCAGGGUCUGAAAACAGAAAAACAUGAGGAGAAGGAAUCUAAAGACAGAAACACUAAAAACCAAAGUAAUAUUGAUACCAUCACUGCAAAGAAAGAUAAUAAUGAAGAAACUGAGCAGAUACCUGAUAUUGACUUAGAAAAAGGUUACAUAGAACUACCUAGUUAUGUGCCCAAAGAACCUACCAAAAAGUGUGUAUUGCCAGAUGAUAGUAAUUCAGUGUCUUUACUGCCUCUCCACCACACAAGAACUGUUGAGGAGAUGUGUAACUCAGAAUAUUUGCAUCCAAGUUAUUUUUACAAAAAUUCCCCACAAGUUAUGAGCAAUAUGGUAACUGAAGAACCAAUAAAGUGCAAUUCCCCAGAGCUGGUCAGAGACGAUAAAAUUCCUGUUGGAGUAACUCCUCCUCCAGACACCUGUGUUGUACCCCUUUCAGUUUAUCCAACAGACUUUACUGAUAUUCCACCAAUUGUGCUGCCUUCAUAUAAUCAGGUGAACUUUGUUAAACCAACAUUCCAACCACCAGAUGUUCAGGAGGAAAAACUGGAUCUUCUCUAUCCAUCAUUGGUAGACAGUGAUUGUACAGCUCUUUACAAUGGGCUAGGGAGAAAUUACCCAAACCAGAGAGUAGCUGGCCCAGUUGGGGAAUAUGAUCAUUUUGCUUAUCCAAUGCACUGGUCACCAUUACCUGUAAGAGCAGCUUCACCUCAAAGAAGGCAGAAACUUGAUAAAGAUAUAUCUGUUGAGUCAUGUCCUGAUGUGGUUCUGCAGACUUUGGAAAGUGAGGGGUCACUCCAACAGAAUAAGCCUGUGAAGAAGACGGUAACAUUUCUGCUGCCACCUGAGCACUGGGAUUCUCUUAUCUCACUGAGAGAAAGUAACAUUGGUGGGUAUCCUCAAAGUGGUUACGCAGAAUUAGAUGGUGCGCUCCUGCCACCAAAUGGGCAAGAUCCUUACCGCAACACUCCAUCACCAGGACUGCAUGGUCUCCCACAGGACCGAUAUGAUGGUGGCCUUGAAGGGGAAGGCCAUGCGGGGGAUUACCCUGAAGAUGGCAGGUAUCCUGCAGCUGAAAGUGCCAUGGUAUACCCUCCUGAAGGGGUUGUAUAUGGGCGGCUUUUAGGGGCCCCUCGCUCGCCGUACACCAUCAACGGCAGUGUCGGGGCGAGUGCCGAGCCUCUUUUACCCUCACCUGGCAUGUACGACGAGGAACCCCCUCACGUGCAGCACCCCGCACCUCUCCCGCACAUGUCACCACCAACCCCCUCACUUCCACCUCCACCAAUCCAAAACCACGACAAUUAUGCACACCCCAAUCUGCUGCGGUCCCCCUCUGCAGACAGCGGUGCGCCCAGAGUUCGGUGGCGAGACCCAGACCUUCACGAAGUAAUAGAUUUCCUGAGCAACCCUAACAAUGUAGUGAAAGCCAAUGCAGCAGCCUAUCUCCAACACCUGUGCUACAUGGACGACCCAACUAAACAGAAGACCCGCAUUCUGGGUGGCAUCCCUCCCUUAGUGGCCCUCCUCACUCAUGACCUUCCUGAACUACACCGUAAUGCUUGCGGAGCGCUACGGAAUCUGUCAUAUGGACGGCAGAACGAUGAGAACAAGAGAGCCAUCCGAGAUGCCUCUGGCAUUCCCUCACUAGUCAGGCUUUUACGGAAAACUCCAGACAACGAAGUGAAAGAGCUAGUAACAGGCAUUCUCUGGAACUUGUCUUCUUGUGAAGAUUUGAAGCAUAACAUUAUAGAUGAUGCUCUGACUGUUAUUGUGAGUCAUGUGAUCAUUCCUUGCUCGGGCUGGGAUGGCGGGGAUGUUGAACGGGAUCCCAAUGUGGAUGUGUGGUGGUCUACUGUUUUUAAAAAUGCGUCGGGUGUUUUAAGGAAUAUAAGUUCUGCUGGAGAAUACGCGCGAACGAAGUUACGUCAGUGUAAUGGUCUAGUGGACUCACUACUCACGGUUAUUAAGUCUGCCAUCCAGGGAUCAUCCCACGAUAACAAGAGUGUCGAGAACUGUGUUUGCAUCCUGCGGAAUCUUUCCUAUCGCUGCCAAGAAGUUGAGGACCCUAACUAUGACAAGAACCAGCCUCCAACUCAGUCUCGGGCCACAGCCACAGCGAAGGACGGAGAAGGGGAAGGGACGGACACAUGUGGUAGGUCUUCGGAGCCCAAGGACAACCUGUGUAAGCCUUCUAGUCUUCUUAUCACCAUCCUCUUUUUUCCCCUCUCUUCCAAAAAAAAAAAAAAAGGAUACAUUUAUGUUUCAUCUGGUUACUCUUUCGUGACCACAGAGCUACAGCCUUUCAUGGCCCAUUGGGAUAAGUUAGGUGUCUUGUCAUUGACAGACCCUGUUACCCAUGAUAAUGUGGUUGAUGCACUAUUUAUGCAAAUUGUCUGCACAUUUGUGGUGAGUUCGUACCUAGCGCUUCUCUCCGACUGUAGUAAUCCUGAGACCCUAGAGGCAGCUGCUGGAGCUCUGCAGAACCUGGCUGCGUGCUAUUGGCAGCCGAGUAUAGAUGUAAGAGCUGCAGUCAGAAAAGAAAAAGGAUUACCCAUACUAGUAGAACUUCUUAGGAUGGAAGUAGAUCGGGUGGUGUGUGCGGUGGCCACAGCCCUCCGCAACUUGGCCAUAGAUCAGAGGAACAAAGAACUGAUAGGUGAGAUGGUUUUUUCUUUCCGGGGGGGGGUGCGUGCUAACUCUCCAACUGCCAAUAAUACACUAAAUCGUCCAAUGGCCUCGCAGGGGGGAACCCGUUACGAAGACAGGACGAUCCAGCGGGGGCAAGGAAAGGCCCACCACCAGUAUAAUCGGGUCAGUGAUCGGAUGCACCAAAGGAGAUAUGGAAGCAGAUGGUUUGUGACUGUUCCAAUUCUCAAUGAUUGGCCAAUAACUACACUGAUGCAUGACUCAUCUGGUGCACUUACUGUGUUCUCAGUUUGUGAAGAAUUUUGUAAUGAGUUCACCCCCCCUCUGUACACCCACUGCGCUGUACAUGGUCGGGUCAUCACUGUGCAAUUUAGGCAACACAGAGACACUAGUACAUUCACAAGCUUGAAAUCUUAUCAUAAUUUACUGAAGGGUAAGCCUGGUGAACCAGUCUACGCCAAGGUGAACAGAGACAAGAAACGCAACCGACAGUAUGACAGCAUGGGUCCCCAGUAUGGAACGCUGGGGGGAGCUGAUGACUGGGGUGGACCUGUUUACUCUGGAUCUCCAGCGGCCUCUCCCAACUUCAACAACAGCCCUAGCAUGAACAACAACAACAGCAAUGCGAACAACAACAACAACAAUGGCAUCCUGCUAGAUAAUACGGCGGAUGGCCAGGCUGGAGAUUCAUGGGUGUGA
Penaeus monodon (black tiger shrimp) is the source of this 4701-nucleotide messenger RNA. RefSeq lists its product as uncharacterized. Bases 484 to 4701 code for a protein of 1405 amino acids. Lineage: Eukaryota; Metazoa; Arthropoda; Malacostraca; Decapoda; Penaeidae. Gene Ontology annotation, cellular component: plasma membrane; adherens junction; cytoplasm. Gene Ontology annotation, biological process: cell-cell junction assembly; cell-cell adhesion. Gene Ontology annotation, molecular function: cadherin binding. The transcript has 18 exons. The record is from RefSeq and is a predicted model, not a curated record.